Molecule: messenger RNA, 2275 nt
Organism: Esox lucius (northern pike)
Lineage: Eukaryota; Metazoa; Chordata; Actinopteri; Esociformes; Esocidae
Product: keratin, type I cytoskeletal 13
Exons: 7
Coding region: 1-1224 (407 amino acids)
Molecular function (GO): structural molecule activity
Source: RefSeq, a predicted model, not a curated record
AUGUCUUUCUCUUCCAGGUCCUACAGCUCAGCCAGGGCCCUCAGCGUCUACGGUGGUGCCGGCGGUGCCCGUACCUCUUCCUCCCAGGCUGGGGGAGUCUACGGCGCCAAUUCCUCCAGGGGCGGCAUGGACCUGGCGAACGCCCUGGACCUCCACGUGUCGGCCAGUGAGAAGACCACCAUGCAGAACCUGAAUGAUCGCCUGGCCUCUUACCUGGAAAAAGUGAGGCUCCUGGAGAUGGAAAACGCUGAGGUGGAGAAGAAAAUCAAGGCUUGGUACUCAUCACACACAGUGAUCUGCCACGACCACAGCGCCUACUUGGCCACCGUUACUGAUAUGAGGGAUAAGAUGCGUUUGGCUUCCAAGGUAAAUGCCAAGACUUUACUGGACAUUGACAAUGCCCAGAUUGCUGCCGAGGACUUCAAGAUGAAGUAUGAGAACGAGUUGGCCAUGAGGGUGGCAGUGGAGGCAGACAUCAGUGGUCUGAGGAAGGUCCUGGAUGACAUGAACCUCAACCGCUUUGACCUGGAGACGCAGUACGAGGGCCUGAAGGACGAGCUCAUCAUGUUCAAAAGACACCAUGAGGAGGAGCUGGCCAAUGUGAGGACCCAGGCAGGAGGCCAGGUGAAUGUAUCAGUGGACGCUGCCCCAUCCCAAGACCUGAACGCAGCCAUGACCGAGAUCAGGCAGCACUAUGAGUCUGUAGCCGCCAAGAACCGCCAAGAACUGGAAUCCUGGUAUCAGGGCAAGCUGGCCACAGUGGAGACUGAAGUUGAGACAAACAACGAACAGCUCUGUUCAAGCCUCACAGAGUUGAAGGAGACCAAGAGCACCCUCCAGAGGCUUCAGAUUGAACUGCAGUCCCAUCUGAGCAUGAAAUCCUCCCUGGAGACCACCCUGUCAGACACCCAGAACCGCUACUCUGCCCAGCUGGCGGGGCUCCAGAACAUGGUGACCAGCCUGGAGUUUCAGCUCUCCCAGCUCCAUGCCAACAUCGCACACAACAAGCAGGAGUACGACAUCCUGCUGGACAUCAAGACCCGUCUGGAGGUGGAGAUCGCUGAGUACAGGAGGCUGCUGGACGGGGAAGAUGCUGAAGAAGAAGGGAAGAAGGGAAGCACCACCCAAGUUGUUACCAAGACAGUCACUGUGGUCCAGACUACAGUGAAUGGGAAGGUGACAGAGACCACUAAAGCAGUCGAUGUGGCAGAGGUCAAGUCAUAAUGUUUAAACACAUCCAUCAAUAAAGAUUUACAUGGUCGAAGGUGUAUGGACAGUUUGGAAUUUGUGUGCUUUAUCAAAGACGAAUUGUGUAAAUCUGAGUAAGGUGGUCACUGUAGCAAUUACAAUCCAAGUUUCAAAUGCAUUGUGAUCAAUUGUAUAUCAGAGAAACAGUUAAGAGUUGUGCCCAGGACCGUGUUGACAACUUGCAUUAAAAUAUAUCCUACAAGAAUUUCUAAAAAUAUUGUCGAGAAACUAUUGACGUUCAUUGCAAAACCCAACUUAAUUCCACAGUUAUCAAUAAUUUGGUUGAUACAGUAACUGUGUGUGUGUACAUCUGGGCCAUUGACAGGAUUGGUUCCUUGAUUGAAAGAUGAGCAGGUAGCCUUAGUUUUUCUUAAAUAGAAAGGUGCAGGUUACAUUGCGCAGGAAAAUGAUGGAAUUAAUCGAAAAUGGGUCAAAAUCCAGUUCCUUCAACAGCUCUGACAAAAAUCUAAACUGUAAAAUGUUUAGGUACUGUGCUCCUGACAGCUCCAGCCCAAGCCAAGACUGCAUACCAAAAUACUUCUCUCUCAUGACAACACUAUCCCACAGAGCAAAAGGAUAUGAAAGAUGUCUUUUCAGUGUCUUUCUUAACCAGAAAGUCGUCUUUUCAACAUCCUUGAGACUGUCAUAUGAUUUUAAUAGAGUUUCACCACACACGUUUCUAGAAACUUGAAAUUCAAAAACCAUGAAUAAGAUGCGGAAUAACUACUUAAUCUAAAGGGUAAUAAAAACAAAAUCAGAAUUUGAUUCUGUGCUUGAGUCUCACAGAAUUAUGUUAAAACGUCUUCUGAGAAUGGUUUUAGUUAUUCACAUGACUCACCAAUUGGUAGCUUGAUGAUACUAUGAUGAAGACUGAGACAAAAGACUGUGCAAAUAAAUGCAAUUUGAAGCUGGCAUCUAUUCUUGGCUACAUUCGCUCAGUGUGUACCAAGGGUGGCAGUAGGCAGUAGUUAUCCUCUCACUCACACAGACCAGGUGGAACAAUAAUAGGUGAAUGGAGUAGAAGAGU